AGAGAAAAACAAGAUCUCUGCCCUGGCGGAGCUUCUCAUAGGGAGACAAAACGAUGGAAAUGAUUUUCCAAAAUUAUGUUAGAUGAUAAAUAUUACAAAGAAAAAAGUAUCAGGUUGCAAAACGAUGAUGGACGCCAGGACCUUGGGAACGAGAACCCACUUCUGGGGUCGUGAUUUGGGCUGCGGAGAAGGCAAGCGAGCAGAGCUGCAGGACGCGCUGACGUCGGGGGACCACGGAGCUUUUUCGCACAAAGUGACAGAACAUCGUCCCGCCUACACGGAGGACCGCUUUAGCACGUGGAGCAGGCAUCCACCAUGGCUGAUCCUCGGGGCCCUGUAGACCAUGGAGUUCAAAUUCGCUUUAUAACAGAGCCAGAGGAUGCUUCAGAGAUGGGCACCCUACGUCGAAGUGGAAGACGCCCUGCUAAGGAUGCAAGAGCCAGUACCUAUGGGGUUGCUGUGCGUGUGCAGGGCAUUGCCGGACAGCCCUUUGUGGUGCUCAACAGUGGAGAGAAAGGGAGUGACUCCUUUGGGGUCCAAAUCAAGGGGGCCAACAACCAAGGGGCCCCGGGAAAUCUGAGCUCUGAUUCGGAAUUUCCUGAGAACCCCUACUCUCAGGUCAAGAGAUUCCCUGCCCCUUCUCAGGGCAGCACAUCGGAUGAGGAGCCUGGGACCCACUGGACUGGAAGACUACUCCGUUCCCAGUCUCAGGCCUCACUGACAGGCCUUGCUCCUAUGAGUCCUAGCAAUAGAAGCACCAGUUUGCUGGAGCUAGCCCCUCAAAAGAUUUCCCCAGUUAGCACCAUUGACACUGCUCCCUUGUCUUCAGUGGACUCACUCAUCAACAAGUUUGACAGUCAAAUUGGGGGUCAGGUCCGGGGCCGGACUGGCCGCCGCACUCGGACACUGCCCCGUGAACAGCGCAAGCGGAGCCAGAGUCUGGACAGCCGGGUCUCAGGAGAUGCCUCCAGGGAUCGAGAACACCAGUCCCCCAAUCACUGCACCUCUAGCAUGAAGUAUGACAACCACGUGGAUGGUUCAAAACAGCCAUCUCACAGCCAGAGCCCUCUCAGUAGCUUCAGCCGUUCCCGUCAGACUCAGGACUGGGUCCUUCAGAGUUUUGAGGAAUCACGGGAUAGGGCACAGGAUCCCGCCGUGCUACAGUUCAAAUCAACUCCAGACCUUCUCCGAGACCAGCAGGAGGCAGCCUCACCAGGCAAUGUGGACCAUGUGAAGGCCACCAUCUAUGGAAUCCUCAGGGAGGGAAGCCCAGAAAGUGAAGCUUCCAUGAGGAGGAAAGUUAGUUUGGUGCUGGAGCAGAUGAAGCCCCUAGGGCAGAUGGUUUCUCCUGCUUCUACUAAGGCCCUAGCAGGGCAGGGUGAGCUCAUCCCAAAAGUGGAGGAGCUGCAGAAAAAGCUGGAUGAAGAGGUGAAGAAGCGGCAGAAGCUUGACUCAUCCCGAGUUGGGCUGGAGCGACAGCUGGCAGAGAAGGCAGAGGAGUGCAGCCGGCUGCAGGAGCUGCUGGAGAGAAGGAAGGGAGAGGCCCAGCAGAGCACCAAGGAGCUCCAGAACACAAAGCUCCUUCUAGACCAGGAAGAAAGGUUACGGCUGGGGCUGGAGACCCAGGUGAAGGAGCUACAGAUCAAGCUGAAACAGGGCCACAGUCCUGAACCUGCUAAGGAGGUGCUUCUGAAGGAUCUGUUAGAGACCCGGGAACUUCUGGAAGAGGUCUUAGAGGGAAAACAACGGGUAGAGGAGCAGUUGAGGCUGCGGGAACGGGAGCUGACAGCCCUGAAGGGGGCCCUAAAGGAGGAGGUGGCCUCCCAUGACCAGGAGGUGGAGCAUGUGCGGCUGCAAUACCAGCGAGACACAGAGCAGCUUCGCCGGAGCAUGCAAGAUGCAACUCAGGACCAUGCUGCUUUGGAAGCCGAGAGGCAGAAGAUGUCUUCCCUGGUACGGGAGCUGCAAAGGGAACUAGAGGAGACCUCAGAGGAGACAGGGCAUUGGCAGAGCAUGUUCCAGAAAAACAAGGAGGAGCUUAGAGCCACCAAGCAGGAACUUCUGCAGCUGCGGAUGGAGAAGGAGGAGAUGGAAGAGGAACUUGGGGAGAAGAUUGACAUCUUACAGAAGGACUUAGAGCAGGCCCGAGCCAGUGCAAGAGAUACUCAUCAAGUUGAGGAGCUCAAAAAGGAGCUGCACCGCACCCAGGGGGAGCUUAAAGAGCUGUGGGCAGAGCGGCAGAACGAGGAGGUGGCUGGGCGACAACGGGACCAGGAGUUAGAGAAGCAGUUGGCAGUCUUGAGGGUUGAGGCUGAUCGAGGCCGAGAUUUGGAGCAGCAGAACCUCCAGCUGCAAAAGAGCCUCCAGCAACUGCGACAGGACUGUGAAGAGGCUUCCAAGGCCAAGCUGGCAUCGGAGGCAGAGGCCAUAGUGCUGGGGCAGCGUCGGACAGCAGUGGAAACCACACUUCGGGAGACCCAGGAGGAAAAUGACGAAUUCCGAAGACGCAUCUUGGGUCUGGAGCAGCAGCUAAAGGAGGCCCGAGGCCUGGCGGAAGGUGGGGAAGCGGUGGAGGCACGACUUCGGGACAAAGUGCAGCGGCUGGAGGCAGAGAAACAGCGGCUAGAAGAGGCUCUGAAUACUGCCCAGGAGGAGGAAGGGAGCCUGGCAGCAGCUAAGCGGGCUCUGGAGGUCCGGCUGGAUGAGGCCCAGCGCGGACUGAUGCGCCUCGGGCAGGAACAGCAGGCGCUGAACCGGGCCCUAGAGGAGGAGGGGAAGCAACGGGAGGCGCUCCGAAGGAGCAAGGCGGAGCUGGAAGAGCAGAAGCGUUUGCUGGACAGGACUGUAGACCGACUCAACAAAGAGCUGGAGCAGAUCGCAGAUGACUCCAAGCAAUCCCUGCAGCAGCUCCAGUCCCAGCUGGAGGACUACAGAGAAAAAGCCCGGCGGGAAGUGGCUGAUGCCCAGCGCCAGGCCAAGGAGUGGGCCAGUGAAGCUGAGAAGAACUCAGGUGGAUUGAGCCGGCUUCAGGAUGAGAUGCAAAGGCUACGGCAGGCCCUGCAGGCCUCCCAGGCUGAGCGGGACACAGCCCGGCUAGACAAAGAACUGCUGGUCCAGCGGCUGCAGGGGCUGGAGCAAGAGGCAGAGAAUAAGAAGCGCUCCCAGGACGACAGGGCUCGGCAGCUGAAGAGCCUUGAGGAAAAAGUAUCACGGCUGCAAGCAGAAUUAGAUGAAGAAAAAAACACUGUGGAACUGCUGACAGACCGGAUGAACCGUGGCCGGGACCAGGUGGAUCAGCUGAGGACAGAACUCAUGCAGGAGAGGUCUGCUCGGCAGGACUUGGAGUGUGACAAAAUCUCCUUGGAGAGACAGAACAAGGACUUGAAGACCCGGUUGGCCAGCUCAGAAGGUUUCCAGAAGCCUAGUGCCAGCUUCUCUCAGCUUGAGUCCCAGAAUCAGUUGUUGCAAGAGCGACUGCAAGUUGAAGAGAGGGAGAAGACAGUUCUGCAGUCCACCAAUCGGAAACUGGAACGCAGAGUUAAAGAGCUGUCCAUCCAGAUUGAUGAUGAACGGCAGCAUGUCAAUGAUCAGAAAGACCAGCUAAGCCUGAGAGUAAAGGCCUUGAAGCGGCAGAUGGAUGAAGCAGAAGAGGAAAUAGAGCGCCUGGAUGGCCUUCGGAAGAAAGCACAGCGGGAGCUGGAAGAACAGCAUGAGGUCAACGAACAGCUCCAGGCCCGGAUCAAAUCUCUGGAAAAGGACUCCUGGCGAAAAACUUCCCGCCCAGCUGCUGAGUCAGCCCUCAAACAUGAAGAACUGAGCUCUGAUGAGGAAUUUGACAGUGUUUAUGACCCCUCAUCCAUCACUUCACUGCUUACAGAAAGCAACCUACAGACCAGCUCCUGCUAGCUCAUGAUCUUCAAAGACCAGAAACAGGCUUGAAGCCUGCCCCAGCCAGCCAGCCUGUUCUGCUCUGUCCUUCCUGCUUCAGAUUCCUCUUUCCUAGGGGUGACCUGAUUAUUUAGACUUCAGACUGGGAGGGGUCAGAGUGAUGGUGAUAAAAACACAUUUGCAGUAAGCUGGUGGGUGGGCUUGGCCUUUUCACUAGAGGAAUGGGCAUUUUAGGCCUCUCUGAGCCCUUAUAGGUGCUGACCUCUUCUUCAUCUCACAGUGGACGAAUGGCCAGCAUACGCACUGAGGGGGACCAAGAAGGAUAGGAAGGGAUGGAUAUUGCCAUGCAUGUAAAGCUUUAUUUCUUUUAUCUUUAACCCUAUGGCUCAGGGAAAUAUGCGAUGCUGUUCUGCUCCCUGGAUUCCUGAAACCUUUUUUCCUCCCAUUCUGGAGCAGAAUAAGGGAACAUUAUGGGUAAUGUACGCGCAGGCGUGGCUCUACCUACUGCUCAGAUACUUCUCUUCACCUAGUCAUUGGCCCAUGUAGUAGUCCCUCACAUCCCUUCAGUUCCUAUAUUUUUAUUUUCCCCAAGACAGUGGGUUCAGGGAACCCUUCAUUCACUCUUCUUCCCAUCUUUACCACUCCUGCUUUCCUCUCAGUGCCUUACUGGUGUGAGAUGAGAAUGCUCUUCUUGCCUUUCAUGAACCUGCACAUUCAUACCUCUCCGAAAACCAGUCUUUCCCAAACUGGGAAAGCCUGCCCCACUUCCCCAGUGACUGUACAAGAGAGCUACAGGCUGCUCUGCUCACCAGUCCCUGGGAGGAGGGACUCUGGUAGACCUUGAUAAGGUGGUGGGGUCCUGGUUCUGCUCAGGGUUUCCCACCUUCCUUCUCUCCCUCUGCGACUACGGAUGCCACUCUAAGGUGGUUGCACCUGGGAACCCUGACAACUAUCUAUACAAGUUUUGCAAAGCAAACAUCUAGUCUCUGUGGCCUUCCUUUUGGCUUCUCUGGCUAGAUGUGUCCUGCCUCUAAUGAGAGUACCAGUAGACCGUCAUUUUUCUCAGGAGCUAGGCCUUGAUUCAGGGCUUUGCCUGGGGUCAGGAGCUGGCUCUUAGUAGGGAAGGGAAAGAGCAGUGGAGAAUUUAUUCCUCCUUGGAGUUUUGAGAAAGAGCCAAGCUCUGGUGGGGAUAAGGUAAUGGGAAUGAGUCACCCCUUAUUUCCAAAGUAAAUUUUGUUCUCACCAAUGACUUGUAAUUUCAUAAUUAAAAAACAUUCCAUAUUC
Molecule: messenger RNA, 5172 nt
Organism: Nannospalax galili (Upper Galilee mountains blind mole rat)
Lineage: Eukaryota; Metazoa; Chordata; Mammalia; Rodentia; Spalacidae
Gene: Cgn
Product: cingulin
Exons: 21
Coding region: 316-3906 (1196 amino acids)
Cellular component (GO): myosin complex
Source: RefSeq, a predicted model, not a curated record